AUGGACAAAGCCAUUGAAGAGACUAUAACCGAGAAAGAAAUAGGCAUGAUUCUUGCCGAUCCAUACGCACACGCAGUCAGUCUACACAUCGAAAACAUUGAAAAGCCUUCUAACAGUAUUGAGACCAAAAAUGAGUACAUUGAUGGUCUUGAAGCCAUGCUUAUUCAUUCCAGUGUUUCAACAGCGCCUAGUAUUCUGGCGAAGAUGAAAGAUCUUGUCAAACUAAUUCACGUUCCUGGAGUUGAGGCCAACAUGUGUGUUCUGCUAGGACAUAUGACCCAAAACGUGAUUGUUAUCUCUCAAGAGUUAGUUAAGUGCCACAUUUUCAGUGAGUGCUUAGCACUAUCGCGAACGCGUCCCACUGCCCUCCCCAAGAUUGCUUUCCUUCUGACUAUUUUAGAUAACACUCUUCCCAACUUCAAAGAGCUACUUAUUAAGGCCAACGAGGACCCUCUUAAAAUAAGAGACUUCCUGUCCGCAGAAACAGUCAUCGAUAGCAAAACCGAAGCUCGACUGACCGCCCUUUGUGCCAAGUUAGAAUAA
Messenger RNA from Nematocida homosporus, 543 nucleotides. RefSeq lists its product as uncharacterized. The record is from RefSeq and is a predicted model, not a curated record. NCBI's taxonomy places the organism in Eukaryota, Fungi, Microsporidia. The transcript has a single exon. Bases 1 to 543 code for a protein of 180 amino acids.